UCUUAAAUGUCCUUAAGCAAACAUCUAUAUAAACUCGUUAAAAAUAUAACCAUUUAAUUAUUACAAACAUUAUUAAAUAACUUCAAACAUUUAAAUUCAAAUAUAAUGCCUAUUGAUCUCUACUAUUCAUAUAUAAGCGCUCCGUCGCGGGCGGUGUUAAUGACGGCCAAACAGUUGGGCAUUGAUGUCAACGUAAUUAACAUUGAUCUAAAACAGGGACAACAAUUUAAACCCGAUUUUAUCAAGUUAAACCCGACCCAUAAGGUGCCGUUCAUAGUGGACGGCGAUCUAGUCCUGUGGGAAAGUCGGGCUAUUAUUCAGUACCUGUGCAACCGAUACGCGCCCGACAGCCACCUCUACCCCCGCGACCCCACAGAGAGGGCAAUAGUGGACCGCUGGCUGUUCACCGAUAUGUCUUACUUUGAGACUAAUAUCAACGCUAAGGCAUCCCAAAUGAUGCAUGGUACAGAUCCUACUGAGCGUGAUGUGGCAAAUUAUAAAAGCACCUUGCAACUGCUCGACACAUUGAUCGGUGACAAUCGGUACGCGGCGGGUGGCCAGCACUUGACCAUAGCUGAUCUGUCCCUAUUAGCGACCACGGUCAUUUUGUCGGUCAACUAUUACCGCGAUUUAGACGAUUACCCGCAUCUGAAGGCCUGGUUUACUCGUCUGAGCAAAGAGUUGCCAUAUUUUGAUGACAUUAAUGACAAAGUGGGUGAGGGGUGGAGAAAGUGGGCGCAAGACAUCGCCGACAAAAAAUAAACACCAU
This is a messenger RNA of Medioppia subpectinata, 769 nucleotides long. The record is from the annotation of a GenBank genome assembly. NCBI's taxonomy places the organism in Eukaryota, Metazoa, Arthropoda, Arachnida, Sarcoptiformes, Oppiidae.